AUCAACAGAAACCUUGAGUCCUAGUAACCAUCAACUUGUGCAAAUAGUUGAUGAAAUCUCUAUUACAAAUUUUCGCCCGUUCAUCAUAUGUCUUGGUUUAACCGUAAAAAAGUGGGAAGAUAUAUUAUAUCAAUACGAUGUGAAUGGAUUGAUGGGUGUAAAACUGAUGGCAAUGUAUGAAUUAAAAACGGAAAAGGAAACCAUCAGUCAACAAGUCAGAUUCAAAGAUUUGUGGAAAUCUUUGAAUUUCAUAGAGAUUUGGCCUCAUUACCUCUGUCAGAUAUUAAAAGAAGACUCUAAUUUGAUAGACACUGACAGUAGUACAUUGCAAGAAAUACCUUCAGACGAAGUUCUAAAAUUGUUGUCUCGAGAAAUGGGAAACUGCAUAAUUCAACUUGGAUUAGAAUUAGGACUUAGCUUUACCAGUAUUCAAGAUACCAUGUACAAAUAUCCCAAAGACAUGUACGAACAGUUAUAUGACAUUCUAAAAAAAUGGAAACUAUCAAGCGAACCAACAGUAUUAAAUUUAAUAAAAGCUCUCAAGCAAAUACAAUCAGGUGGAAUAAAAUUUCUACAAGAGCAGUACAAACUCAAUUGAAAAUACAUGCAGUCAAAACAACUUCCACAUUAUAAUCUAAUCUGAAGAAUUUGUAGUAAACUUUGAAUAAAAAUCCACAAUAUUAUGAUUUAUUUCACAAUAUUUGUGUCAUACCUCAAAUAUACCAUAUAUUGAUUAGAGGGUUUCUGUGAUUAAAGCAAUGUCAUUCAAAAGUCAAAAUCCAUUAGGUUGACCUCAUGAAUUUAAAACACCUUAUUUUUAAGGAAGCAAAAUGUUAUUAUAUGUAUGUACUACUGACUAUUGGCUCUCUGUCUAGUUCAAAAUUUUGGAUAAUGUUUCUUAAGCUGUAUGUCACAUUACAGUAAAUAACUUAAUGGUCAAACAUAAUUUUCAUUUAAUAGAUGAAUUUCUUACAAUUCACAAUCCCAAUGAGGUUGGCGUGAUAAAUUUGGGUAAAGUGGCAACAAUGUUUGAACUAUCUAUUAUAUAUAAAGCAUUAGGAAAAAUUAUAAGUAAAUAUCUUCUUGCCUGUUUUCAAUAUUUAGAAAGAUUUUUUUUUAAAAUACAACACAAAUGGUAUCUUAAAUUGCUACCCAUAGUAAAGUUGCAAAGAAUUUGUGAGCUUAUUUUCAAAAUAUCCUCAAAAUCUUCUUGUACAGAAUGGGAUUACAACAAUUGUCAUGUCAUUUUUAUUUUGCCAUAAGGUAUCUUGUAAUUAUGAAUAUGAUAAAGUAACUUGAUAGUCUGUUGGUGUACUUGUAGUAGGUAAUAUAACACUGUUUUUUGUAAAUAUUUAUCCUCUUUCUAGGUUUAUUAGUUAUGUUUUAGUUCACAUAGUCUCAAAGGCCAUGUGUACUUUUUACCAUCACCUGGCAUCCACCCGAUGAAAAGAAAUUCUGAACAGCAAAAAUAAUAAUAAUAACAAUAAGAUCUUUAAAUAAGGAAUUUGGCAAAAAUCGUUAAUUGACCCCUUAAAGGAGAUGAAGCCGUUGAACGAUACUUUUAACACAUUUCGGCAGUUUUUGCAGAAACUAUAGUAGAUAGACAUCAGAUAGAGGUUUUUUUUAAAUGUUUAGAAAAAUUAGAUUUAAAAAUUAAGUCCACAAUGGACUAAAUCAUAUAUGUAUAAAUAUCCCUCAACCUAAAAUACAGGAGUUAUUGCCUUUAAAAGGCGUUUUUUUCUCAUUUUCAAAAAGUAGUAUUAGACGGAGUAAAAUUGUGAUAAGCAAAAAUGUUCUCCAAAUUAAGAUCUAAAAACAGUCAACAAGGGCAAACUAAUUUAACAUUUAUAAGAAAUAUUGCACUGAGAAGAUUAUGUGUAUCCUUUUUAGCUCGACAGGUGAGCUUAUGUCAUCACUUGGCGACCGUCGUCUGUCGUCGUCGUAAACUAUUUAAAAAAUCUUCUCCUCUGAAACUACUGGGCCAAAUACCUUUAAACUUUAACAAAAUGUUCUCUAGGGUAUCUAGUUUAUAAAUUGUUUCCGAAGUUUUGAUCCAUCAACAAACAUGGCCGCCAAGGCUAAGAAUAUAACAUAGGGGUCAAAUGCAGUUUUGGGCUUAUAUAUCAGAAACUAAAGCAUUUAGGGCAAAUCUGACAUGGGGUAAAAAUGUUCAAAUUGGUCAAGAUCAAUUAGCCCUGACAUAUUCAGACGAAUCGAACAACCCAUUAUUGGGUUGCUGCCACUAAAUUAGUGGUUUUAAGGAAAUUUUGCAGAUUUUUAGUCACCUUCCGUCGAAGUCGAAGAGGACUGUAAGUUUAAACUCCGUUCGUCUGUCUGUCUGUCCAUCCGUAAGUCCUGCAAAUCAGCUUUCCAAACUUUUGUUCUUCUUUCUUGGAGAUAUUGAUUUAAUAUUUUUUAUAUAGUUUUAUCAUGACAAGUUAUAGAUCAAGUUCGAAUUUUGUUCCGGUCUGAUGAUUUAGUCCAGAGUUAUGGUCUAUAAAAAAGUCCAUAUCUUAUGUUGGAGUGCUAUGUUAAACCAUAUUUCUAUACAAAGAGAGAUAACUCAUUUUUUUAAAGAAAUUAUUUUGUAAAUUGUUGAAAAGUUUGUGCCACGUUUGUUAAAUGUUGUUUGUUGUUUUGUAAACUAAUUUUCUGAAUGCUAUAUAUAAAAAAAUAAAAUA
Molecule: messenger RNA, 2681 nt
Organism: Mytilus trossulus (common blue mussel)
Lineage: Eukaryota; Metazoa; Mollusca; Bivalvia; Mytilida; Mytilidae
Exons: 3
Coding region: 152-598 (148 amino acids)
Biological process (GO): signal transduction
Molecular function (GO): protein binding
Source: RefSeq, a predicted model, not a curated record